Striga asiatica is the source of this 1898-nucleotide messenger RNA. The record is from the annotation of a GenBank genome assembly. Lineage: Eukaryota; Viridiplantae; Streptophyta; Magnoliopsida; Lamiales; Orobanchaceae.
AAAUAACAAGGUACAACACCCGAAGCGCAUCAAAACCCUAACAGCUUUCUCCUUCACAAUGCAAUAUAACAACACAUACAACACAGCUCACAACUCGCCAACCCUCCAUCAGCUCAGAAGCUUCUACACACACACAAACCCCUGUUUUAUGCCCGAGAACAGUGACGUAAGCCCUAGCUGCUCGUCUCUGUUCGCAUUCAAGCCUCGCCAAGUUAUCCUUUUACAGCAGCAGCAAAGGCGCGCACCUAUGGCGAAGGCUAAGCCCGAAACCCCGGCCGAACUGAAGCCCGAGGACGAGUCAGUGCUGAUGUCCUCUGUCGCUCGAUGGCUUGAGGAUAAAGGAUUUUCCAAAGUCCUCAAACGCUUCCUCUCAGCAGCUCAAAUUGAGGAUGACACUUGGAAGGCUAGGGCACUUAACUUGAAUGAGAUUUUCUUGAAGUAUCAGGAAUCGUGUAAUAAUGCUCGGGAACAAGCAACGUCCCAGAAGAAGAUAGAAAAACAGACUGAUGUCACAUUAGAGAAAAAUGGGGAUGCAAAUUGUACAGAUUCUGAGCAAGCUGUAAAUAAGAAAAAGAAGAAGAAAAAGGGUAAGGAGGAUGCUGCAUUUGCUGAGACUGGACGAACUUCCGAAGGUACAGUCAUAAAUGAAAAGAUAUAUGAAUCAAAUGAGUCUAAACUGUCUAAGGAAUCCAGUGGUGGGGAAGCUCUUGAAUCAAUUGAGGAUCAAUCAACUAAGAAGCAGAAAGAUAAGAAGAAAAGGAAAAACAAGUCGAUCUCAGAAGCAUUAGAUGCUGAUGAAAAGCAAAUAGAUGUUUUCCCUGAGGUGUUUCAAUCAAACAACCAAGGUUUAUCUAAGAGUUCUGCUGAAGAGGCACUUGAUGAAAAAACCACUAAAGAUAAGAAACCUAAAAAGAAAACAGUUGAGGCUACGGAAAAUGGAGAUAAUGAACCUGAGAAGGCUACGAAGAAGAGAAAAAGGACGGAUCAUGUUGAAAAAGAAAACCAGUAUGGUGAGGAAGUGGCUGUUGAGGAAUCAAAGUCUAAAAAGUCAAAAGGUCUUGAAGCAGACAAAGAUGUUGACUGUGGAGCCAAUGGACAUGCUAAACAAACUGAUGAGAAUGCUAAUGGUGCCGUUAUUGGCAAUAGAGUGGAUAAAUCCAGUCAGAAAAAAUCUGCGAAGAAACAGUGGAACGGAUCUGCUGAGGCUGUUAAUAUUGAAGUAGACAAGUUUGCUGGUCUUUUGCAGCCAAAAGCAGGGAAUGCAUUUCAAAGAGUGAAAAUUGAUGAGGUGGAAUUUGUUGAUGAAAGGCUACAAGAUAACUCAUAUUGGGCCAAGAUAACUACGCACUCUUCGAGAUCUUGCUCCUUCAAACUGAACAACCUCUCUCUAAUGGUUAAGAACUUUGAAAAAUAUCUGCCUGGAGGUUUAGAAGAUGGUGCAGAAACUGGUUAUGGUGCAAAAGCUCAAGAAGUUUUGGGACAAGUCAAAGGAAGGGGAUUCCGGCAUGAGAAAACCAAAAAGAAGCGCGGUAGCUACCGAGGAGGGCAAAUUGACCUGCAAUCCCACUCGAUAAAGUUCAAUUAUUCUGAUGAAGAAUGAGUGCUGUUUUGUCCCCCUUCAUUUGCCAUUAUAUCUCAGACUUUUAUAACUGUUGGUAUAAAAUUUUGAUCCCUAUCAUUGAUAUUUACCCCAAAUUGCCCAGUUGGUUCGUAUUCAAAUGGAAAAACACUAGUCUAUUUAAUUGUACACCAUCUUUAUUCGAUACAUUUGGUUAUAAAUUUUGCUUCCCUCCCUUGUUUCUUUUCCUGUUCUAAAUAUGCCUAUUCGUACUCGUCUUUAAAAAGCUGAAGAAAAAGCUACAUUGCUUGUUAUCUUUAACCUAUUAAUUAAAUGUAAG